GUAACAGGAAGUUACGUCGGCGAUGAAAAAAUCAAGAAGUUUGACUUUUUUGCUAUAAUAGGGUGUUUUAGCUGUCAAGCGAAGAGCGUAAAUGUUGUAAAAUAAAUCGAAGUUUUUAUUUCAUACUAUAUUUAUUUUUGUAGCUGCCAAAUUAAGCCACAUAUUCUCUGCUAUAGGCUGCACAGAAGCGUACUCAGUUGCAGCCGUGGUGGUGAUGCACAUGUCUGCUAGCUGAAUAACUUUCUCUCCGGGACAGAUAGGAGGGACUCACAGGCAAAAUGUCUCGCCAUAGAAAUGUUCGUGGUUACAACUACGAUGAAGACUUUGAAGAUGAUGACAUGUAUGGACAGUCUGUGGAGGAUGACUACUGUAUUUCACCAGCAACAGCAAAUCAGUUCAUUUAUUCACGCCGAGAACUGCAAGCACCAAAACAGGAGCCUUUAGAGGAGGAAGAAUAUGAAGUUGAGGAUGUUCCCAUGUCCCCUUGUGUUGAUGUCAACCUUGACCCUCUUAAUCAAGCGAAGCUGUAUUCCUGUUUGGACCACAUGCGGGCAGUACUGGGAGAUGCGGUGCCAGACUCCGUUUUGACCCACGCUGCCAUGAAGCACGGAUUUGACCCACAGAGGGCACUGGACGCAGUGCUGUCUGAAGACGCUAAAACAGCCCCGGUUACCAGAAGUGCAGCUGAAGACAUGCAGUUAGUUGGCCGAGUUGUUCAGGAGAAGAUGCCUCUUCCACAGAGAACCAAACAGGAGGCUGUGGCUGAGAAAGCCAAAAGCAGAGAUGCUGCUCCCGAUAAACUGGACUCUGAAGUGGUUCCCAAAGUGGCCCGAAUGACCGUCUCUGGGAAGAAGCAGACUAUGGGCUUUGAUGUUCCCAGCUUAGGGGAAAAUGGCGUUGUCGCCAGCCCGGCACGGCGAGGCGACAGCCCUGAAAACAACAAUGCGACUCCGGUCUCUGAGGCUGCCUCCAAACGUCCUGAGACCCUGUCGAAAGGAUCGAACGGAGAUGAGGUCUCUGUCGUUACACCAGGACGCUCCUCCGGAAAAGCACGGCAGGCCAUCAACAUCAAGGCAGAGCUGGAGAGGAGACAAGGGGGCAAACCUCUGUUAAAUUUAGUGGUUAUAGGUCAUGUAGAUGCAGGUAAGAGUACGCUGAUGGGCCACCUGCUUUAUCUGCUGGGGAACGUCAACAAGCGCACCAUGCACAAGUAUGAACAGGAGUCGAAAAAGGCUGGAAAGGCCUCCUUUGCCUACGCCUGGGUUCUGGAUGAAACUGGCGAGGAGAGGGACAGAGGGGUGACAAUGGACGUGGGCAUGACAAAGUUUGAGACAAACUCUAAGGUGGUGACUCUAAUGGACGCACCAGGACACAAAGACUUCAUUCCCAACAUGAUCACAGGAGCUGCACAGGCUGAUGUUGCGGUGCUUGUGGUAGAUGCCAGCAGAGGAGAGUUUGAGGCAGGCUUUGAAGCAGGGGGUCAGACCAGAGAGCACGCCCUGCUUGUGCGUUCGCUGGGUGUCACUCAGCUGGCUGUAGCUGUCAACAAGAUGGACCAGGUAAACUGGCAGCUGGAGCGUUUCCAAGAAAUUAGCUCAAAACUCGGCCAUUUUCUAAAGCAGGCAGGAUUCAAGGAAUCUGAUGUUUUCUUCAUCCCCACCAGCGGCCUGUCAGGAGAAAAUCUCACUAAAAGAAGUGCAGUAUCAGAGCUCACUUCUUGGUACACCGGACCCAGCCUUCUGGAGCAGAUUGAUGCGUUCAAAGCCCCUCAGCGGUCAACAGACAAACCUUUCAGACUGUGCGUCUCAGAUGUGUUCAAAGAUCAGGGCUCAGGCUUCUGUGUUACUGGAAAGAUUGAGUCUGGUUACGUUCAGACAGGAGAGAAAAUACUGGCUAUGCCUCCCAAUGAAACCUGUACAGUUAAAGGAAUCACUCUUCACGAUGAGGCUCUGGACUGGGCUGUAGCAGGAGACCAUGUCAGCCUCACAGUCACUGGAAUGGACAUCAUCAAGAUUAAUGUUGGCUGUGUGUUCUGUGAUCUCAAAGAUCCGAUUCGAGUCUGUACUCGAUUCAGAGCCAGAAUUUUGCUCUUCAAUAUUGAGGUUCCCAUCACACAAGGCUUUCCAAUGCUGUUGCAUUACCAGACAGUGAGCGAGCCGGCCACCAUUACGAAGCUAAUCAGCGUUCUACACAAGAGUAGUGGUGAAAUCCUCAAGAGGAAGCCAAAGUGUUUGAGUAAGGGUAUGAACGCCAUUGUGGAGAUUCAGACCCAGAGGCCGGUGUCAUUAGAGCUAUACAAGGACUACAAAGAACUGGGGCGCUUCAUGCUGAGAUAUGUUGGCUCCACCAUCGCUGCAGGUGUUGUCACAGAGAUCAAAGAAUGAAGGUCAUUUUCACGAACAAAGAGCAUUUCGGAUCAUGCUCGGCAACACGUUUGCAGCCAGAGACACCGAGGAGUUCUUCCAAGAGAUGCCACUCAAUGAGUCAGAGCACCAUUUUUUUCCAACCAGGUGUCCCUGGUGUUGACCAUCACGAUCAACACUAACUUCACCCAGCAAGCCCAUUGCUAAUAAAGUUAAUACAGUAAUUAGACUUUAAUAAAACAAUCCUACUACAGGGAUUCACAUUGAAGAAGCUGCAGCUGAUCAUUAAUCCUGACUGAUGUGGCCCUCUGCUUUAUUUAACUUCAUGAACAAGUCAAAAUUAAUUUCUUUGUAUUUAAAAAUUAUUCAGUUUACAGCAGCUGUUUUUUUUUUUUUUUCAAAAAUGAAUCUAAAGCUUGAAAACCUUGUACGUUUGGAAUCAGUGGAAAAGAAUGUUUCUUUUGCUAAAAACUAUAUUUGCAUUUUAAGUCUGCCCAGGGUUUGAGGGUGGUGAACUGCAUGAAUGCUUUUUAGUUUGGUAAACAAAAAAGGGUUAUCUACUUUAAAAAAGAAGGCAGAAAAUAAUUCAGAUGCUUCUUUAAAUGAAAAUAAAAGUAAAACAGCAAAUUAAAAAGUUUUUUAUUUUUACCUCAUUUGGAAGUUGAAGUAUUUUAGUUGAAAACAAAAAAUGUGAAAUGAACUCUGCAUCCACUGCUUAUUGUUUGUGUUUUGAUUAAAAAAGCUGAAUUUACUGGAAACUAGUAACAAUACAGAAUAAUUUCAGUGCAUCUGUUCAGUACAUAAAAAUAUGAUGUAAAAAUAAGGUUAAUAAAAAAAAAAGACCUUUCUUUAGAGCCAUCACUAACAACACCCAGAAGGCAUUAUUCAUUAGCCUACAAAUUUUCAAGGUAAAUAAAAUUACAAUAUUCCUAA
This is a messenger RNA of Girardinichthys multiradiatus, 3296 nucleotides long. RefSeq names its product HBS1-like translational GTPase (gene hbs1l). The transcript has 18 exons. Gene Ontology annotation, molecular function: GTPase activity; GTP binding. Gene Ontology annotation, biological process: translation. The coding region runs from base 279 to 2384 and encodes 701 amino acids. Lineage: Eukaryota; Metazoa; Chordata; Actinopteri; Cyprinodontiformes; Goodeidae. The record is from RefSeq and is a predicted model, not a curated record.